AUGUACAACAAGACAAUUGGAAUUACCUUUUUGGUAAUGAUGAUGUUAUGCGGCAGCUUUGUGUAUUCAUCAUCAUCAUUGUCAUCAUCGGAACAGAUAGUGGUACAAUUCGAUACAUCAGUUGAUUGUUCAAAACAAUCAUGUGAUUUUAAUGAUCCAAGCAUGUGGAUUGGUGGUGUAGUACCAGAUGCAGCUGGAUAUGUUGCAUCGAUCGAUUAUACUGCACCUGGUUCAUCUUUGGAUGGUGUUCAAGCAAUCUCUUCAACUACCUUUAAUUUGAAAUUGGAUUCGAUUAUUAUCAACUCUGUGGUACAGUCGUUGGUGCAAUUGACACUCUUGAAUCAUGUAAUGUUGUUUGAUACGAUGAAUGUUGGUGCAGGCUGCACUAUACUGGUACUUGAAAACUCGACUCUCACCAUUGCCAACAAUCUCAGUGUCGCCGACCAAGGUACAGUCUAUGUUAGCCAAGACUCUAGUGUGAUGGUCGGUACAGCCUCCUUUGACAUUGGAUCGAGCUACACUCAACAAGUCAACGGAUACUUUUCGUCUAAUGGCGGUGCCUCGAUUUGGGGGGAAUUGACAUUGGUUGGAGAGACAUCGUUUGCUCUCUAUGGCACUGGCAAUGUGGUUGGUGGACUAUUGACGACUGGACUACACGGCAUUGCACUCUUUUCAGACGUGUUGGUUACCCAGUUGGGAUAUGUUGACGUGCAAGGUAGUUUGGUGGUCACGGGUACACUCGAGUUGAGUCGUGCUGCCAGUGUUGUAGUCAAUUACAAUGUGUCGGUUGUGCCAGGUGGAUCGAUUGUGCUUGGGGAAUACUCUACCUUUAAACAGUCGCCUUCCUAUGCCCCCGCACCAGCCCAAGGCCCUGUGAUUGUGCAAAUCGACAAUGUCAUUGGACAAGCCAGCAGCCAGAUAUCGAUCGGUCGCGCCGACGAGCUCAACCUCGGCACGCUCGAUCUUGACGGUCAACUCCAAAUCACCACACUCGUCGAUUUCACCGAUAUCAUGGGACCGGCAAACAUCUCCCAGCUCAUACUCCAAGCAACCACAUCGGUUAAUGCAGACCUCCAUUUCGCCAUUUACACAGGUCACGUCAACAUCUCACAAAUCUACUCGUAUUUCACGGUUGGACAACCAUCAACCGUCUCGAUUGUAUUUGACCAAAGUAGUUUACUCGUAGACACUCCCAUCACCUUGUACAAUACAAUUUUGACUGUUUCAAUGCAGUCAGUUCUAAAUAUCACAACUGGUUUCUUUUCGCUGUCCAAUGACUCGCAAGUCAUUGUCAAUGAUGGUAGUUCACUCAACUUGUACGACACUCAAUUCACAACACCCAAUAUCACAACUGGAACAGGUUCAUCAGUAUCUAUUACCAACACACAAAUGGACGGUAAUAUCCUACUCAACCAUGGUAGCAGUCUACUUGUCAACCAGUCGACCAUUACCGGAGACAUCUCUGCCGACGAUGCCAAACUUUUGUUUAUUGGACAAAACGGCAGUCUCUCUUCCGUAUCGGGUGGUCUCUAUGUCUAUUCACAAGCAACCAUUGGUAUAACCGUAGACAGUCUUUCUACCUCCUACGGAGGGGUACCUCUAUCAGCCGGUAGUUUUGAACUCAACGAUGGUACACUCUCCCUCAACACACUCCAACCACUCAACACACUCCAAGUUGGACAAGCCUACUUUAUCGUACAAGCAACCGAAUCAUUGAUCGUCAUACCAACCCAAUGUACCAUUCAAUUCACAUUACCAGCAAACCAAAGUUACAAAUUUAGUCUUAUUCCAAAUUUUGGAAAUGGUUUGAAAUAUUUGAUUUUCGAAAUUUUCCAAUCAUCCAACUAA
Cavenderia fasciculata is the source of this 1848-nucleotide messenger RNA. RefSeq lists its product as uncharacterized. Lineage: Eukaryota; Evosea; Eumycetozoa; Acytosteliales; Cavenderiaceae. The record is from RefSeq and is a predicted model, not a curated record. The coding region runs from base 1 to 1848 and encodes 615 amino acids. The transcript has a single exon.